AUGGAGCCGAUCUUCAACACCACCGAGGCGGCAAACGGGACGAGCAUCGUCAACGACACCAGUAACGGGACCGAUUACUCGAACCAGUUCGUGCAGCCGGUGUGGAGGAUCGUCCUCUGGGCCAUAGCGUACAGCUGCAUCGUUAUCGUGUCGGUGGUGGGCAAUGUGACGGUGAUCUGGAUUAUCAUGGCGCACAAACGCAUGAGGACGGUCACAAACUAUUUCCUGCUGAACCUGGCGUUUGCAGAGGUCUCCAUGUCGGUCUUCAACACCGUCGUCAACUUCACCUACGCGGUGCACAACGAGUGGUACUUCGGUCUGGGCUACUGCCGCUUCCACAACUUCUUCCCCAUCGCGGCUGUCUUCGCCAGCAUCUACUCCAUGACCGCCAUCGCCGUGGACAGGUACAUGGCCAUCAUCCACCCUCUGCAGCAGCGCAUGUCGGCCACAGAGACCAAGGUGACGGUGGGUGUGAUCUGGAUCCUGGCGCUGCUCCUGGCCUUCCCCCAGUACUACUACUCCACCACUUUCGAGCUCCCCGGCCGGGUGGUGUGCGACAUCAGCUGGCCUGAAUACCGCGUGUGCGACUUCAAAAUUAUGUACUAUGUGUGUGUGGCCAUCCUGAUCUACUUCCUCCCACUGCUGGUGAUGGCCUGUGCUUAUCUGGUGGUGGGAUUGACCCUGUGGGCCAGUGAGAUCCCUGGAGACUCCUCGGACCGCUACAAGGAGCAGCUGAUUGCCAAACGCAAGGUGGUGAAGAUGAUGAUCGUGGUGGUGUGUACGUUUGCCAUCUGCUGGUUUCCCUACCACGUCUACUUCCUGGUGUUCCAGUUCUUCCCUGAGCUGUUCGAGGAGACGUUCAUCCAGCAAGUCUACCUGGCCAUGAUGUGGUUGGCCAUGAGCUCCACCAUGUACAACCCCAUCAUCUACUGCUGCCUCAAUGACAGUGCCCUGCAGACCUCUGACUCUCUAACAGAAUGA
Salarias fasciatus (jewelled blenny) is the source of this 981-nucleotide messenger RNA. RefSeq names its product tachykinin receptor 1a (gene tacr1a). Gene Ontology annotation, cellular component: plasma membrane; sperm midpiece. The transcript is spliced from 5 exons. Gene Ontology annotation, biological process: G protein-coupled receptor signaling pathway; positive regulation of flagellated sperm motility. NCBI's taxonomy places the organism in Eukaryota, Metazoa, Chordata, Actinopteri, Blenniiformes, Blenniidae. Gene Ontology annotation, molecular function: substance P receptor activity. Bases 1 to 981 code for a protein of 326 amino acids. The record is from RefSeq and is a predicted model, not a curated record.